Molecule: messenger RNA, 2445 nt
Organism: Pieris napi
Lineage: Eukaryota; Metazoa; Arthropoda; Insecta; Lepidoptera; Pieridae
Gene: Snx3
Product: sorting nexin-12
Exons: 4
Coding region: 98-598 (166 amino acids)
Biological process (GO): late endosome to Golgi transport; endocytic recycling
Cellular component (GO): retromer complex; early endosome membrane
Molecular function (GO): phosphatidylinositol-3-phosphate binding
Source: RefSeq, a predicted model, not a curated record
AAUUUAUAACCCAAAUGUCAAACGCAUUUUAUCAUUUACUUUUUGUUGAUUAACAAGCUUUUAGUUUGUGGAUUGUGAUUUUAUUAAAUAAAUCGUAAUGAUGGCUGAGGACACGACGGCAGAUGCCACAAGGCGAUUAAAUGUUAAAAAACAGACAUUAGAUGAUGCGUAUGCUGCGCCGGCGAAUUUUCUUGAGAUCGACGUGGUAAACCCUGUAACGACCAUGGGUGUUGGGAAAAAACGUUAUACGGAUUACGAAGUACGCAUGAGGACGAACCUUCCUGUGUUCAAAGUGAAAGAAUCCAGUGUUAGGCGGCGAUACAGUGACUUUGAAUGGUUAAGAAAUGAACUUGAAAGGGAUAGUAAGAUUGUAGUUCCACCUUUACCUGGCAAAGCAUUAAAAAGACAACUACCAUUCCGGAGUGAUGAUGGUAUUUUUGAAGAAGAAUUUAUUGAAGACCGUAGAAAAGGUCUAGAAGGCUUUAUAAAUAAAAUAGCUGGUCACCCCCUGGCACAGAAUGAGCGUUGUCUUCACAUGUUUUUACAAGAUGUUACAAUCGAUCGCAACUAUGUACCAGGCAAGAUUCGUAACACAUAACCAAUUAAAUUACUACUACUGUAAAACAAUUCUCCUUUUCUUAUAGCAAAUGCCACCAACUUCCAAAGUUAACUUUAGUUGAAUUGAAAUUGAAUAGCCAAGUUGAAUUGACAAACAAUAAAUUUAACCAGGGUCGUCCCGUUUAUUGGUUCUACAAUGAGAUAAUUCAAUAACUAUAUUGAAUAAUGGUUCAUAAUUUAAAUCAUUCAUUCUAUAUAGUUCAGAUUAAACUAUUUAUUAAAGAACGGAAGUUCUUGUAAGACCAUUUCUAAAUCAUUUGAUAAACAACUUCAUUUAUUUAACUAGAAGUAACUAAACUAUUUCAACUUGUCUAAUAAAAGAGAUAUGUAGUUAAUAUUUUGAGGCCUUAACUAUCAACCUCUAAGAAUAAUAUUUAUUUGGUGUGAGAGUCAGUGUGUGUGGCUAUAGAGUAAUUUUGUAUAGAUACUAAUAUAAAAUUAGGGUUUUUGUUUUAAUUUCAUGCAAAACAUUUCAAUUAAUAACAAUUUGCAGGUUAACGCUAAUUUUAAAUAUUAAAAUUAUGGCUAUUAAAGAAAUUCUCAAUUAAGUGCUGAAAAUUGUUUACGCUCGAAAUUUAGGAGAAUUGUUUUACAAGUAACCGUCCUAAACCAGGGUUGCCAAAAAUCUAAAAAUUUUGCUCUGUAUUAUCAUAUAAGAGAUGAGUAAUUGAAGCAAGGGAAUAUUUAUAACCAGUAUCCAGAAAUGACUUGUAUGGCAACCCUAAAGUAUGCAAGCAGGAAAUGCAUAAUAUCAUUGUAAUACAAUAUUGUAACUUAUUUCAUUCCACAUUUAUUCGCCACAUAUUUAGCUGUUAAAUCAUGUUAAUUUUACAUUUGAAGCUAUGUAGACAUGUUUAUAAUCAGAUCAAGUUAUAUACCUUAAAGAUGGAGUUCACUUACACUAAAUGUCAAAACUCAAAAUCUCUAAAACCAAAAACUAUCUAGAAGAAACUUGUCAUUUAUUUUGCCAAGAUUCACAAUCGGAUAUUAAAGCAUUCUAUUGGGGUUUGCACCUUGUCUAUGGACUUUAUCCUUAAUGUAUAUCAUAAUUAUAAAACAAAACAUACUAUGUCUACUUACGCUUAAAGAGGGACUGAUGCUAAAAUAGUCUUCAUUGAUGUUUGUCGUAUAUUAGUUUUGUUAGCCAUUUUGUAUCUCGUCCCAAACGAUUUUGUAAAGAACUAGUUGAAAAGGUCUCUCAAAAGUGUAUUUUAGAACAAAAAUUAUAUUAAGAUAAGUGUCGAUAAGCAAUAUGGUAUUGUUAAUAUUGUUGUAAAGGUACGCCAGUGAGUCGCCACUACAAUUAAAAAAAAACAAAUGUAUUUGCGUAAAAUCGCUGCAUUUUUAUCAAAUAUUUAAAGAUAAUAUAUAGGUCUUAAGCUUUAGGUUUCUAUGCAUAAAAUAUUGAAAAUAUUAACUUUAUUUUCUGUAGGUAAACAUUAAGGUACGGCGUUAAGUUGCGAGAGCUUGCCAAGUUGUUUUUACUUUAUGUUAUGUUUUUAUAAAUAUUGUUUUUUAUUUAUAAAAAUACAAUCAAAUUACGAAUUUUAGCUAAAGCUCGCUCGUGAAAAUUCUUUAAACUUAUAAGAGGAACUUAGGCUAUGUUCAGAUGGCAAAAACUUGACGCGCGUUUUCAAAUCGCGCGACUAGACAUUGUGGUAUUUUCAUACAACUGUUCACAUGAGCGCGCGUUAACGGCGCUAAGAGAAAAAGUCUCUAGACGCAGGUGAUCGCGCGUUGACGCGCGCUUUGAUAUUAAUGUAAUGUCCGUUUGCUGUUCAGAUGAGCGCGCGCUUUCAUCGCGAUCGCAUGUAAUUUUGUUAAUUU